AUGCAAACAGAUAUUGCUGGGCAAGCUUACUUUGAGGCCGAGUGGCCAGCACUAGUGCAGUUGUAUUUUUGUACCAGUCUUGCGCCUGAUACGUUCGCUCUCGCAUAUACAAACGAACAGGGGCCAGAGUACGGAGAAGAAUGGAUUUAUUUUUACGAUGACAAUGGAAACACACAUAUGAUGAAUUUCUCUAUUCUACCACAAGAAACGCGGGGAAUAAUUUUCGGAGAUGCUUAUUAUUAUUUAUAUACAAGACGUAACACGGAAGCGGAGCAGUUAAACGUUUCCAAUAGCGAUGGAAAAUUUACAAGCAAAUACUUUAACUCAUCUAACGAAAUAAAAGUUGUAACACAUGGAUGGAUGUCGGCAGAAAAUGUAGAUUGGCUUCAGAGAAUCAAAGAUGAUUUUUUAAUCAAAUCCGAUUUCAAUGUCAUUACCAUAGAUUGGAGCGAAUUGUCUAAAAAUCCAAUAUAUCCGUGGUCUGCGUUUAGUACUAGAUAUGUUGGUAAAAAAACCGCUAAACUAUUAGAUGCUAUUGCAAGAACUUAUGGCAUAGAUGGCAAGUCCAUGCAUUUGAUAGGUCAUAGUUUAGGUUCUCAUGUUAUGGGGUAUACGGGUUUAUUUUCAAACCAAAGGAUAAAUAGAAUCACUGGUCUGGAUCCUGCUCGACCUCUCUUUGAACUUCCAUUAAUGCCACCAAAUUGUCGUCUAGAUAAAAGUGACGCAGAAUUUGUAGACAUUAUUCAUACCUGUGCUGGAAUUUAUGGGUAUGCAAGAAGCCACGGGCAUGCUGAUUUCUAUGCAAACAGUGGACGGCCAAAACAGCCUGGUUGUGAAGGGAUACAAUCGGUUAUAGAGGGUUGCAGCCACGGGCGCUCAAAUCUGUACUUCGGGGAAUCGAUAGACUCAAAAAUUCCUUUUACUUCUUAUCCAUGUGAAAGUUGGGACAAGUUUGAGAAUGGCGAAUGCAAAGAAAACCCUGCAAAUAUGGGAUACCCUGUUCCAACAGAUAUUCAAGGAGACUAUUAUCUUCAUACAAAUAGUGAACCAGAAUUUGCAAGAGGUGAUGAGUUCUAGUAGAUUGAUUUUAAAAUAAAUAUG
This is a messenger RNA of Spodoptera litura, 1101 nucleotides long. The record is from RefSeq and is a predicted model, not a curated record. Lineage: Eukaryota; Metazoa; Arthropoda; Insecta; Lepidoptera; Noctuidae.